ACUAAUACAGUUAGCAGUGAAACACGUAGAAAUAGAAAUGUUCUCGGUCGUAAGUUUUCUCCUUUACUUUGGAAAGUGAUCAGUGGUUUCAGUUUUAUAAUUCAGUGUUAAGGUGUUUUUAAACGAUGGCAAAGUUAGUUGAUGUAUACCGAAAUGAUGAACAGAAGUUGGGUAGAAGACAACUUCCUUUGCAAAUAGACGAAACUCUCACGAUGGUGAUGGAUUUAAACAGCAUGGGGUUUUUGAAUGACAAUCCUAUUGUGAAAGGCAAGGAGUUGGAUGAGUUCACAACAAAGUACAAAGUACUUUCUCCUGAAGAGGUCAAAUUUGCUUUUCAAGUCAACCGUAAAGACUUGUUGAAUAUUCUGAGUCAAACAAUUCCUUGUGUUGGAUGCCGUAGGAGUGUGGAGAGAUUGUUCUAUCAAUUGAUGAAAACGGGGCACCCGGCAUUGGAUCCUUUGGUGAUACUGAAGGAGGGGUACUUGACACUGCAAGACGAUCACCUUGGGUGGCCUCACCUGCUGUGCACACUGCUACAUGGUCACAGUGCCCGCCUGAACGACCUGGUAGACAGCCAGUUGCGCUCCAAGAAGUCACGUCGCUGCGUGUUGCACUCCCUGGACUCCCAGCGGACCCGCGUGUUAUCCACAGCCUGGCGUGAUGUCUGGUCAGUGAUGAGGCCUCAGUGUAGGGAUGAGGUGGUUCUCAUAGAUGCUUCCGCACUCAUGGCUACGCUUGAGAAUUACCUCCGGAAACACAGGUUCUGUGGGGAGUGUCGUACCAAGGUUCUGCGAGCUUAUGCGCUGCUGGUGGAGGAGCCUGAUCCAGCUCAGGAGAAGGGUUAUGUGCCGGCGCUAUAUGCAGGGAUCAAGCGAUGUCUACCAGACAAACACAUCCACCUGCAGACCAAGACGGAGUACAUCAGCGACCUGAUUACGCGCGCGGAGCCGGAGCUGAUGGGUAGUCGACGUGAGAGACAUGCCAAGACACUGGAGAUAGCUCAGGAGGAGGUCCUCACCUGCCUCGGGAUCUGUGUGUACGAGCGACUGCACCGUAUACAACUGCGGCUGAGGGAGGAGGAGUGCACGUGUCAGGUCCUAGCAGCGAUCGCUGUUGAUGCUCUCAACCGUAACUUUCAGAAAGCAGUAGAGCGCAAACGAGGGAUAACCCAGUUAGAAUUACUAUAUGAAGAGUUAACAAAAGAGGAACAACUUUUACAGCAAAGGAAAGAGCACAAGAAGCUCAAAAGAAGGAAAAGGAAAGAAAAAAAGGCAGGGCAGGAAGAAAAGGAAAACUGUGAGUGCGAGUCAGAGGAACAGCCAGAGAUGUCUUGCGGUCACACGGAGGACAACUGCACUUGUGUUGUGGACGAGCCAACCACUCAAAACAUUGACAGACAGAAGGUAGCUAUGCUCCAAGUACUGGACCGAACAAUGAAAGGUUCCCCGACAUGUUCGUGUGUGGAUUGUAUGAAGAAUAAAAAAGGUGUAGUGAAAGUGACAAAUAGUGUAGUGAAGAGCAAGUCUAAGUGUGGUGAGAAAGCGAAUCAUAUUGAUUUAUCCCCUCUAGUGCGGGCAGAGAGUGAUCAGAACUCGUUGAGCCCAUGCCAAUCCUGUGUGAAUGCUCAAGAACUACUCGAUGGCCAGAAAGGAUGGUCGUCCAGUGAUCAUUCGCAAGACUAUGGAUAUUCGAGUGAAAACAACAACGGCAGCUCUGGUCACAGUUUACCAUCGUCUCCGGAGGGAUCGGAAGUUGCGUGUUCUGAUGGGUUCUGCAAUCAUGAUGGUGAAUGCCAUACAGAAGGGAGUGAAAAACAAAACAACUUCAGACUCACCAGUCAGACACUUUCCCUACAACAAAUGCUCGAGGAAUCGUGUUCAUCAGAUGAAGAGAGUUUUAUACCAGCUGAGGAAGUUCAAGAAUUCAAGGCCAAAAUUCCGCAUGUAACAGAGAAAAGACAGGAGUUACGACAAAUUUUGAAGAAGAGAUUUGCACAAAUGUGUGACAACAGACCUCACAUAAGGCGUUUAAACGAUGAUUAAGAUGAAAUACUGGCUUAUUUACAGUACUGUUACAAAGUCUAAGACUGUUGUUUGUCCAUGGUUUAGCUCACUAGUCACUUUGGCCGACCAUGGCCAUUCUUCAGUUCAUUUAGACUUUAAUUGUAGCGUUAAGUAGCCAAAAGUUAAUGUAUUAAUUCAUAUUGAAAAGGUAAUUAUUUUUUAAGUCUAUUUUAUUAUACUAUUGUUAUGAAGCCGAUUUUGGCAUCUUAUACACACUGUUAAAGGUUCUCGGAUUUGUUAAUCAUUAAUUGAUCGUAAUUAUUUUAUACAUAUUCAUUCAUUACCUUGAUAAUUCAUUUAUACAGUUCAUAAUUUACCUUUGUAAUAAUUUUAUUUCCAUUGUUUUUCCUACAGUGAAAUAUUUUACAAUCACUAGUAGAACAAACUUCCAUGUAUUAUCAUCGCUUAUCAAUUUGGUUUGUACCAUUUGUUGUAUAAUUUUGGGAAUAAAUUUAUAUAUUUUAUAUGAUUGUUAUCAAAGUGCAGUUGAAUGGUGCUAUAGCCGUUGUCAGAUCAGACUCCUGUGAUUGUAAGAACAUGUUAUCGAGAAGGCUGUUGUUACCAUUGAGUGUUUGAUGUUAGUUUAGACUAACCUUAGAAUAAAGUUACAUUCCUUUCAUGUUCCAUGUAUUUGAGAUCCAAACCUUUUCAAACCUUGUUGUUCAUUGUUCAAAUACAAAAGUUUAUUCGCU
Molecule: messenger RNA, 2755 nt
Organism: Homalodisca vitripennis (glassy-winged sharpshooter)
Lineage: Eukaryota; Metazoa; Arthropoda; Insecta; Hemiptera; Cicadellidae
Product: gametogenetin-binding protein 2-like
Exons: 11
Coding region: 126-2042 (638 amino acids)
Cellular component (GO): cytoplasm; nucleus
Source: RefSeq, a predicted model, not a curated record